Molecule: messenger RNA, 423 nt
Organism: Neltuma alba
Lineage: Eukaryota; Viridiplantae; Streptophyta; Magnoliopsida; Fabales; Fabaceae
Product: replication protein A 70 kDa DNA-binding subunit C-like
Exons: 2
Coding region: 1-423 (140 amino acids)
Molecular function (GO): zinc ion binding; nucleic acid binding
Source: RefSeq, a predicted model, not a curated record
AUGAUUGCUCCCAGACAAUUUGAGCAGUUCAAUAAAGCAGUGGAAGCUUGCCGAAUCACGGAAAGCAGCUUCAACCAUCAUCUGAUGGUCAAGACAACUCCCAGAGCAGAGAAGGGAGGUCAAGGAGGUCAAGGUGUUACCUCGUCCAACGUGAAUAAGAAGAGGAAGCAACCUUGGAACAACCACAAGAGCAAGAAGGGCGGUAAAGCCCCGAAGGGCAAGGAGUGUCCUAAGUGUGGCAAGAAUCACGGUGACAGACUGUUUAUGGCUGGGCAGAAUGUUUGCUACACCUGUGGCAAACCUGGACAUUUCUCAAGGGAGUGCCCACAGAACACCGAGCAGUCAAGACCACGUACCCAGGGCCGAGUGUUUGCCAUCACAAGAGAAGAAGCCCGAAAGUCUCCGGAGAUGAUCCAAGAGUAG